Messenger RNA from Striga asiatica, 363 nucleotides. The record is from the annotation of a GenBank genome assembly. Lineage: Eukaryota; Viridiplantae; Streptophyta; Magnoliopsida; Lamiales; Orobanchaceae.
AUGUCAAGCUGUAGACUCGCAGAGGGGACUACGACUACGAGCGUCUCCUUCAAAUGGGAGCCCUUCGUCGUCCUUAAAUUCUUAGAGGACGGCGCGACCAUACUGGGACGGUGCGGCACUUCGGGGCACAACCGCUUGUCUAUGAGGUGCUUGACAAAUCACCACGAUCGGUCGUUCUCGCUUUUUGACGAGCCAAGUAAACCAUUGCCAUUAGAAGCCAAAUUAAUACUAGCUAUUACAAACACAUCAUUAAACAAAGCACGAUUUGAAUGCGAAAUGGGACACCUGCCUCGAUUUAGGUCUCCGCCAUUUUGUGUAUGUCUCGAUUGUCAGCUGUUUUGCCGAAAUUCUUCUAUUCCGUGA